Peronospora matthiolae is the source of this 594-nucleotide messenger RNA. NCBI's taxonomy places the organism in Eukaryota, Oomycota, Peronosporomycetes, Peronosporales, Peronosporaceae. The record is from the annotation of a GenBank genome assembly.
AUGUAUGGCCUCAAGCAGGCCGCGCGGUCUUGGAUCCAGCUCUUGCACGCUCGAUUGCAAAACGCUGGCUUCAGCCAGUGUGUCCAAGACAUGUGUUCCCACUGGAAGAUCGAUGAUAGCCAGCUGGUCGUCGUGGGUGUGUACGUAGGCGACCUGCUGGCCACCAGAACCAGCACAGCUGCUGUCUACCGUUUCUUCACCCAGCUUGAAAGCCCGUUCAUUAAGGAACUCAGCAUAGUCAGCAGGUUCCUCAAGAUGCGCGUAGCGAUCGACGGCAACGGAAGCUGCGUGCUAGACCGGUCGGAAGCCAUAGGCGAGCUGUGGCGCUGGCAUGGACUUAAUAGAGCCAACUCGACUCGAGCCCCGAUCAGGGCGGACUGCUAUGAAGUGCACCCAGAAGACAGCGCGCUGUUGGGUGCGAGUGGAGAAGACGGGGGUCCGAGUAUUCGGACCUUCCAAUUCCUUGUCGGCAGUUUGCUUUGGGUGGAGCGCUGCAUGUGGCUAGAAAUUACGUUUGCCGUGCGUAGAGCAACGCAUCAGACUCAUCAGCCACGACUGCACAACCUAAAGCUCGCGAAACGGAUCGCGCGCUGA